AUGCGUAGCAGUCUCGAGGCCAGGAAAGGUCUGGUCGAAGUCGACGGGAUCGAGCAAGGGAUUACCCAGAUGGUCGAUCUGCAAACUGGAGCUAUCCCGAUGGUCGAUGACACUGUAGAGCCGCCACUCUCCAUUCUAUGCGAGAUGCUCGACACCAAUCCAUAUUAUCGGUCCCUGGAUGAUAAAGUGAAGAAAUAUGCUGCUGUUGCUGGUAUAGAAAUUUUUUCUCCCGUGAGUCAUACACUUUUCAAUCCUGCAGAUAUUAUUCAGAAGAAUGGAGGAAGGCCGCCCUUGACUUAUCAAUCUUUCGUGAAACUUGCUGGAGAGCCCUCGUUUACCUUGUCUCCCAUAUUAACUGAGCUUAGUGGGCUUCCUCCUGUUGGAAAUGUUGGGGAGUGCCCUGUAUCAGAAGUCCCUUCAAUCAAUGAACUUGGCUAUGAGAACAUUCCAGAGAACGAGAGGACUCCCUUCAAAGGUGGUGAAUCUGAAGCAUUGAGAAGGUUGAGAGAAUCCAUUUCUAAAGAGGAAUGGGUAGCUAACUUUGAGAAACCCAAGGGAGAUCCAUCUUCAUUUCUAAAACCAGCAACUACUGUUUUAUCUCCUUAUUUGAAAUUUGGCUGUCUUUCUUCUAGAUAUUUCUAUCAAUGCAUUCAAGAGGUUCAGGGACGUAGCAAAAGGCACACAUCUCCUCCAGUUUCACUUCUAGGACAAUUGUUAUGGAGAGACUUCUUUUACACGGUUGCCUUUGGAACGCCUAAUUUUGAUCAAAUGAAGGACAAUAGAAUUUGCAAGCAGAUACCGUGGAAAGAUGAUGAUGAAUUACUGGCUGCUUGGAGGGAUUGCAGGACGGGAUUUCCAUGGAUCGAUGCUAUAAUGAUGCAGCUUCGAAAAUGGGGCUGGAUGCACCAUCUCGCUCGGCAUUGUGUCGCUUGUUUUCUAACUCGUGGAGAUUUGUUUGUGCAUUGGGAAAAAGGACGUGAUGUUUUUGAGAGACUUCUUAUUGAUUCAGAUUGGGCAAUUAACAAUGCUAACUGGAUGUGGCUAUCAUGCUCGUCGUUCUUUUACCAGUACAACCGGAUCUAUUCUCCAAUCUCAUUUGGGAAGAAAUAUGACCCUAAUGGCAACUAUAUUAGGCAUUUUCUUCCAGUUUUAAAAGACAUGCCCAAGGAUUAUAUUUAUGAGCCAUGGACCGCCCCUCCAAGCAUACAAGUUAAAGCUAAAUGCAUUAUCGGGAAAGAUUAUCCAAAACCAGUUGUCGCACAUGACGUUGCAAGCAAAGAAUGUCGGGGGAUGUUGUAUGAAGCUUACGAGCUGAACAAAAGUUUAAAUGGCAAAGUGAGUGAAGAAGAUCUAAAUAGUUUGAGGAGGAAACUGGACGAAGAUAAGAAGUCGGAACCGAAAUCCAAGAGGCUAAAACAGACAUUGCUAGAUAAGAAUGUUUUAAUUAGCUCAGAUGAUCAUAUAAGCUAG
Striga hermonthica is the source of this 1470-nucleotide messenger RNA. NCBI's taxonomy places the organism in Eukaryota, Viridiplantae, Streptophyta, Magnoliopsida, Lamiales, Orobanchaceae. The record is from the annotation of a GenBank genome assembly.